Messenger RNA from Dimorphilus gyrociliatus, 2355 nucleotides. NCBI's taxonomy places the organism in Eukaryota, Metazoa, Annelida, Polychaeta, Dinophilidae. The record is from the annotation of a GenBank genome assembly.
CAAAGAGGACUGAAGCUCCAAAGGUUCACGAAUAAUAAAGCAGAGCUUAAUUUAAGUCUAAUAUUUUAGUUCUUUAAUAAUCCAUAAACCAAGAAAGAAUUAGAACUGAUAAUUCAGAAAAAGGUAUAUUUAUUUAUUUCAUUGGCUAUAGUUCCAAGAUAUGGUAAAUAUGAAUACUUAGUGCGUAUUUACUCAGAUCGAAGAAAAGGAGUCCGAAGGUUGUUAGAUGAUAUACUCAGUUUCAACUAAUAAAGUACGUUUAUCAUUGACUAAAAUGUUAAAUUUAUAUAUAUAUAUAUAUAUAUAUAUAUAAAUUUAAUUUUCCUAGCAUUGCUUUUGAAAGAAUUUGAUAUUAAUACACUAUUCCCUGUGAAUGCUAUGGCAGCUUAUGAAAACUGCAGUGAUGAUGAGUGCUUCCAAGAUGCUGUUGAAAGUGUUGACACGUCAUUUUCCAUGGAAUUUCUCGAAACUUUGGAAGAGAUGAGAAUAGCUCUUAACCUUUUUUUAAACAAUCACUUCGAAGAAUCAAAGCGGCGAAUGCGAAAGGGUGCUGAUAAAGAUAUGUAUCAUGCUCUGGGAUAUGCUGUUAUUCUAUAUAUGCAGGCAGCAAUGACAUUUGAAGCUGCAGAUAUCGAGAUAGCCUCUGGAGCAGUUAAAUCAGCACUAAAGGUUAUUAGCAAGAAACGAAAAAAAAAUGGAUUAAUAGAGAGUGUUACGAACAUGAUAACUAUUCAAAAUUAUAAUAGCUUCAGUAAUGAGGAGGUCCAUGCAGAGUUAUGCUAUGCUGAACUCUUAUGCUUCAGAGCGAUGUUGACGAUCAUACAAGAUGAGAGUCUUAUGGCAUUUAUUAAAGCUGGACUGAAGAUAAGAAAUUCUUUUAGUGCCUACAAAGCAUGCUACACUAUAAUAGAAAAAAGAAACUUUAAAAAUGAUUCUAAUAUGUCCAAAAUUGAUUUUGAAAGCGGAGUUCGUUUUGGUAUAGGUUUAUUUAAUCUGAUGAUAUCUUUAAUGCCAGCCAAAAUUUUAAAACUUUUGGAGUUUGUAGGAUUUUCAGGCGAUAAGCCAAAAGUAGUGAUGGAAUUGUGGAGUGUUUUUAAUGUAUUCGGCAAACAUACUAAAAAUAAAGAUGAUCUUAAAACUUUAUCUGUCAGAAUAUUACCCAGAGGUGUUAGUGUAUCUGAGUUCACUUACGAUAGCAGAUAUGCUAUUUAUUUACAGAAUAAAGGACUAACCGAGCUGCAAUCUGGCGUUAGUCUAGAUAAGGCAUUGAGAUCUCCUCUCUGUGCUUUGGCACUUUUGGCUUACCAUACCGUAAUUUGCUUCUUCAUUGGAUCAGAAGAUGGAGAUUUGCAUCUGGCACAGAGAAUUAUUAAAAUAUAUGAAGCAAAGUACCCAAAGGGCGUUUUCUUUCUCUUCUUCGCUGGUAGACUAAGAGAAGUUAGCGGCGAAAUUGAUGAAGCAAUCGAAAAACUAGAAGAGUGUAGAGAUUGCCAAGAUGAAUUAACUCAGUUUAAACAUAUUUGUUAUUGGGAAUUAAUGUGGUGCCAUUCAUUUAAAAGGGAGUGGACAUUUGCAAUGAAAUAUGCUGAGAUGCUAUCUGAAGAAAGUAAAUGGAGCAAGGUGAUGUAUUUAUAUCAAAAAGCAGCAUUUCUCCUGAUGAUAGAAGAGCAGUCAGAUGAUUUAAGGGAACAUGUGACUGACCUACUUGAAAAAGCUCCUAUAUUUAAACAAAAAAUUGCUGGAAAAUCAUUACCUAUGGAAAAAUUUGCGAUCAAAAAGUGCGAAAGAUAUUUUGCACAGAAAAGGCGCCUCCUUGUUCCUGCAUAUGAAUUGCAAUACUUGUGGAAUCAUUUUAGCAUUAUGAGCAAAUCUGCCGGCUUAUUGCAACCAAUAUUGGCAGAAAUAGAUAAUAAUUUACUUUUGUUGGAAUCGCCUGAAAAACCUGAUUCUUUUUAUGACGACCUAGGUUUGUUACUCUUAUUAAAGGGUGCCUGUCUUCGUCAUUUAGGACAGCUAAAGGAAGCUUUAUCUAUUCUAAAACAACUUCAAGAAAAAGAGAAAGAUAUAAAACAAGAUACUUAUCUUAUUCCAUAUUCUCAUCUUGAAAUAGCUUUAAUAUAUUGUGAAAUGAAAAGCUAUGACAGAGCUUUGAAAUUCAUAGAGUUAGCCAAGCAAAAGAAAGGUUUCACCCUUGAAAAUAGAUUACAUUUCCGCUGUCACUCAGCUAAGAAACAUAUUCUCUCGUUAACAGGAAAAGAGUUUGAGAAUGAUACUGAGAUUGAUGAAAUAGAUUUAAGAUUAAAAAAUUCGCCUUUGAACAAUGGAACAAACAAUGUAAACUUAUGCGAUUUAUGA